GGCUUCCCGCCUCUCGCCUUCUGUUCUCAAUCUGGUCCGGUGCUCUGUUAUAUUAGGGGGUAAAGCCGCUCUACUCUCACCGAAGGUUGUGUCUCCAGCUUGAUUGUCGGUAUGUCGGGGAGAGGAAAGGGCGGCAAAGGCUUGGGCAAGGGGGGUGCCAAGCGCCACCGCAAAGUUUUGAGAGACAACAUCCAAGGGAUCACGAAGCCGGCAAUUCGGCGCCUUGCCCGGCGUGGAGGAGUCAAGCGGAUCUCCGGUCUCAUCUACGAGGAGACCCGGGGCGUGCUGAAGGUUUUCCUGGAAAACGUCAUUCGGGAUGCAGUCACCUACACUGAGCACGCCAAGCGCAAGACGGUCACGGCUAUGGACGUAGUGUAUGCCCUGAAGCGACAGGGACGCACCCUCUAUGGUUUCGGAGGCUAAGAUGCCGCUUCAUUUCUGCAUCCUUCCUGCCAACGGCCCUUUUUAGGGCCAACCAUCGGGUCUUCGGAAGAGCUGGACGCUCGGGUUGAACUUUGGUAACUUUGUUUUUGGGAGUUGGGCUAGAGUCAGGUUUUGGGAAGUUCGCGAGAGGUAGGCAUUCCUGAAGUGUUAACAGCCCUGAAAACCCAAAUCGUGGGGCGCCUGGGUGGCUCAGUCGGUUGGGCGGCCGACUUCGGCUCACAUCGUGAUCUCGCGGUCUGUGAGUUCAAGCCCCGCAUAGAGCUCUGUGCUGACAGCUCGGAGCCUGGAGCCUGUUUCAGAUUCUGUGUCUCCUUCUCUCUCUGCCCCUCCCCCGUUCAUGCUCUGUCUCAAAAAUGAAUAAACGUUAGAAAAUAAAAAACCCAAGUCGUUCACUAAAAACUGCCUUUCAUGUGCUUGCUCCAUUUUUUGAUUCAUUUUAAAAGGUCUUGUACUCCAGAUCUAAGCAAUGUUUUCUGUUUGCUUUUGGGUGCGCUGUAUUGUGAUCGGUGGGCUGGGCUGCGGAA
Panthera uncia (snow leopard) is the source of this 968-nucleotide messenger RNA. Its product is annotated as histone H4. The coding region runs from base 112 to 423 and encodes 103 amino acids. NCBI's taxonomy places the organism in Eukaryota, Metazoa, Chordata, Mammalia, Carnivora, Felidae. Gene Ontology annotation, biological process: nucleosome assembly. The record is from RefSeq and is a predicted model, not a curated record. The transcript has a single exon. Gene Ontology annotation, cellular component: nucleosome. Gene Ontology annotation, molecular function: DNA binding; protein heterodimerization activity; structural constituent of chromatin.